GGGGAGGUGCACCACACGGUGCAGGGAGCAGCGGUGGGCGCCUACUGAGUAUGCUCGGUGCCGCGGUUGGACACGCCCACUUCCUCACGGCAGUGGGGGGAGGGUUCGCAGACGAGGAAGUGGCCGGUUUCGCGGGCCGGUGUGUGAGGACUGGGGUGCAUGGUUUCCGCCACCCCGCGCACCAGCAUUUCUUCUGGAGCCUCUAAGAACACCAGGGACUGUAGACUCCACCUUUAGCCUCUUCCUCACAAAAUUCCCAAAGCCCCUGGAGCUGGAUCCUCUGACUGGGCCUGAGCAGGGCCUAUGUACCUCCAUCCGCUCCAGGAGUUUGUGCUGUCAGAGGUGACAUCUCCACCAAAGGGCAGUUUGGAGUAUCACACCCCGUAGGAGUGGGAAAUUGUUGAAGAUUUCUGCGGCAGACUUGCACAGAAACCACAGACAAAUUUUCCUGCUCCAGGUGUUUUCUGGAUAAUGGCGAAGAUGGUGAGAAGAACCUGUGCAUUUUGUUCAGAAGGGGAGGCUGGUUCUGUAAUGUAUAUUGCCAAAGAGCGAAAUGUUGCAGCUCAUCAGGAUUGUCUGUUAUUUUCCUCAGGGUUUGUGGAAUCUGAAGAGUAUAACCCAAAUAAUCUGGAUCUAAGGUUUGAUGUGGCAUCAGUAUUGAAAGAACUUAAGAGAGGAAAGCGGCUGGUGUGCAACUUCUGUCGCAAGAAAGGAGCCACUGUGGGAUGCGAGGAAAGAGCCUGUCGCAGGAGUUAUCACUACUUCUGUGCGCUCUGCGAUGAUGCAACAAUAGAAACAGAUGAAGUAAAUGGAGUCUACCGAGUGUUCUGCCCAAAACAUGACCCAGGCAAUAGGACCAAUCGCUAUGGUGCAGCUAGUAAAAGGAGAAGACAUGCAUUGAAGUCUUCCACCAUCACGGAACAAAUGAGCACAGAAGAGACAACAGAAGAAGAGAGUUUACGAAUACUAGAAAGAAAAAACAACAGGCAUAAAGUCCGAAUAGACUUUGUUAGAAAAUGCAAGCAGGCUGGGCUUCUGGAUGACAUAUUUGAAGAGAUGCUGGACACACUUCACCUGGCGCAGGAAAAACUGAUGGAUGACAACACUUCAGAAACAGAGUAUGAAGAGACAGUGAUGUCACUCUUCGACUGUGGACUGUUUGAAAAUAUACUCACAAAUAUUCAUUCAGGAACAGAGGAAAAAAUCCGGGAGCUUCUGGAAAGCACAAAAAGACUGGAUAACAAGAUUGAGCUACUGCAGGAAUUAAAAGAAGUUGUCCUUCCUCCCCAGGAGAACACUGCUAGUACAUCUAGUACCAUGUCUGAAUAACCCCUAAGUCUGUCCGUAAUGGUGUUGGUAUUUAGGAUUUUCUGAUGAUAUGAACUAUAGAGCACAUCUGUCAGUGUCUAAGUAAUUCCCCUUUCUUCCCCCAAGAUAGGGACACAAGGCGGAACUGCGUGUUUUCCGUUUUUAUACUUCACUGUUGCAAUAAUUUUAAGUUGUCCCUUUCUUUAAAUUUUACCAUAACAAUAAGUGUUAUACACCAAAUUUUAGCUUUUUUUAAAGCUUGACAAAACCCUCCAAUGAAGACACUUUUCUCAAAGACAAGGGAACAUCAGCUGCCACAGCAUGCUGGUUAAAGUCACUUUGACUGUGGGUGGUAGCUGCUUCCCUCUCUGCAUCUAGACAAUGAUGUUGGAUGGAUCAUGUUGCUACUUUGGCUUUCCAAAGAAGAUAAAUCAGCAGAACUUGCACUCAAAGAAGUCUUCUGAAUUGUAACCAAGAGUUUUUUAUAAUUAAAUGAUUCUUGAUUGCUUAAUGUAUAAUGAGCUCUGCUGUAGUGGCAGUGAAACACUGUUUGCAGGCAGACCAGAAAUGGUUGGGCGUCAUACUCUAAACAACAUGUACAAUGGAAAAGGGAUCAAACAAUGGACUGUGUCUUCCUUUCACCAUUAAGAAAGGAUAACACUUCUGUAUGUUUUUGUCUUAAAAAACGUUUAAAUACAGAAAAGCAUUGUUUAGCUACAAAAGGUUAAGUUAACAAAAUAAAAUGUUUUUCAGAAA
Columba livia (rock pigeon) is the source of this 2064-nucleotide messenger RNA. RefSeq names its product PHD finger protein 11 (gene PHF11). The transcript has 12 exons. The record is from RefSeq and is a predicted model, not a curated record. The coding region runs from base 472 to 1329 and encodes 285 amino acids. Gene Ontology annotation, cellular component: nucleus. NCBI's taxonomy places the organism in Eukaryota, Metazoa, Chordata, Aves, Columbiformes, Columbidae.